CUCAGACCCUGCGUCAUUUCUCAACCUGUGGCUCCAGCGGCCGCACUGGGAGGCGUGAGUCCCAGUUAGAGUCUGUGUUCACCGCGGACUGUCACGUUUCCUCCGCCGGAGUGUGAGCCCGUCGUGGGGCUGCUGUGCAGAUGGAGCUGAGCAGGAGGAAAGUGCCUCUGUAUGGCCAGGCCAAAGUGUUUGCUCUGCUGGAGGGUUUAGAUCCGGUGCCGAUGGGUGCAGAGGUCUACAUUGUUCUGGAAGGAUCCACGCUGGUCCAUGUCGCCAGAGCUCAGAGUGACGUCAUGCUCUGCUUUAUAGUGCCUGGACACAACCUGGCUGAGACGGUCUCUGUCCAGGCCUACCUGAGCUCUGAAAACACGCCCCUCACCUGGGUGGGCGGAGCUUCACUGGAGUACAUCCAAGAUGAUGCUCAGGACCUUGCGGAGCACCUGGUAAUCCACGCACAUUGUCUGAGUUCCUCAGAUCACAAGGAGCUGAGGAGCCUCUUCAACGUGGGCCAGGAGAGCUCUCGCUGGGCCAUGGACCGUCGCGUGGCCCUGGCCGUGGCCAACCUGGAUAUCCCACAGAACUGGAAUGUACUGGGGAGCCACAGUGGAGACGAGCACAGUCCCAGGGAGUCUCCCCUCCACCUGGCCGUACGCUGGGGUCUCUGCAGGCUUGCGGAGCUGUUGCUCUGCCAGCCGGGGGGUUUGAUGGCUGUCAGUCUGCCGAACGAAGAGGGCGUCACGCCGCUGCAGCUGGCACAGGACGCGGGCAACCUGGACCUCCUGGAGCUGCUCACACACCCACCCAACCCCCUGGCCACGCCGCCCGCAGGUCUGUCCCAGGUGUGGGCAGACCGCUCCCGCUUGCUGCGGUUCUGCCACGACACGGGGAACCUGACACUGACCGUCCGACAGAACCUGAGGUGGAGCACAGAGGAGAGUCGCCAUGCUGACAUCCUGCUGCUGAGAGAGCGGCUCAGAGACGAGGACUUCCUCCGGGAGAUAAAAGCUCUAAGGAGGGAACGGGUGGAGACCAUCUUAGGGAAGGAAGAACUGGUGGAUGAUCCUUCAGAGAACGCGCCGUAUCCAGAUCUCAACGAUGGAAACUUUACCGUUGAAGAAAAUGUCCUCUGUCUCUUCACCCAGGACUAUGAGGAUUCGCUCAUGUUUUGCCUGAACGAGGAGGACGGAGAGGACGACCCAACCCCGUCUGCUUCUGAGAAAAGCCAGUCCAUAAGGGAGAACCAGGCCUCCUCUCCGACUCUGGCCGCAGCUGCCCGACUGUCGGCGAUGAUACACGGCAAAGACCGAGUCUACGCCAACACCAUGCUGGUCGACCAGGUGGAAGACGCUGACAUCAGAUACCGCUCCCCAGGGGAGGAAGAGGUGAACCCAGCAGCCCGUGUUGGCAGCCAGUGCUGGGAGUCCUUCUCCCCGACGCCCCCUGACUCAGGGAACUGCUCCCAGAGCCGGCACACAUCCUCACCCCACAAUGAGGAGAGGGGAAUCCAAGGCCCCGGCCCGGAGAAUCACAGGGAGCCAUCCCCGCGCACCUCUCCCCUCUCUCCCUCGGCUGCCUCCCCGUCUUUUCCUUCCUCCCCGCUGGCUUCCGCUUUCCGUUUGUUCGAUGGAGCACAGAGACGUCACAGGCAGUCGUGCCUGCCAGCGUCUCCUGCUUUGAAUCGCAGGGGAUGCAGCCUGACUGAGCCAAGCCGGGGCCUGAGUCCCAGUCUUGAGUGCGACAGUGGGGAAGAGGACAUACUGGGACAUUCCUACCCCUGCUCAUCUUUAAAGAAGCAGUCCUUCCUGCGAUCCAGCUCCGGAGAGGAGAGGGACUCUUUCGACACGUCGCCCGACUUCAACCACCACACACACCCCAACAGCACACAGACGUCCACCAAGAACCCGGAGGAAGCCGAGGUUCGCCUGCGCUCCUACUCCUACUCCUCCCCCAAAGCAAAACUGUCACGGCCGCUGCUAAAUCGAGACGCAGCCAUCAGCGACCUGGCAGAAGAUGGUGCGUUCAGCAGCAGCGGCCGCUCUCUACUUCAGGCUCUAUCUCUCUCUAAAUCCCUCUCUCGCCUCAACCAAGUUAAGCAGAGAGCGUUCAGCCUGACGGAGACGCCCAGAGAGAAGAGGGUUUUGGGUUUCCGUAAGCGGGCCCAGUCAACAGAGGAGGAGAGCAGCGCAUCAGUCCAACACCUCACCCUCACAGAGUUCCUCAAAGAGAUCGAGGACGAGGAGUGGGAUAAAUACAUUAUCCCAUCGAAGACCGAGUCGGAGAAGUACAAAGUCAGCCGGACCUUCAGCUUCCUGAAGAGCAGGAUGUCCAGCACCCGCAACAAGACCAAGGUGAAGGGGAAAGAGGUGAAGGAGGGGAAGGAGAAGUCAGGAGCCGCCAACGGCCACCAGUUUGUCCCCGUGUCUCCAUCUGGUCCCGCUCUCUGUGUGGCCUGCGAUAAGUCCGUUUCUGGGAAGGAGCUUCUCCAGUGCUCCAACUGUUUCCUGAACGUCCAUAAGAACUGCAGAGAGUCUGCUGCAGCCUGUGGGAAGAAGCUGCAGGAGAGGAAUUUAUCGCUGGUGAAAAGCAAAACCUCGUCUCUCCCACAGAACUUUUUGAGAGACAACUCUUCAGCCUCCAUUUUCUCAUCUGCUGCCUCCUCUUCCUCGUCACUGCCAGCGAUGACCAGAGAGAAGAGGGAAACACUCGCCCCUCUCACCAAAAGCCUCUCCCUCUCUAUAGACAGCAGACGGCUGAGUGACUCAGCAGCGGUGGAGGGAGAGUUCAGUGUGACGGCGUGCGCCAACAGUUCACUGUCUGAUGAGGGAGCGCCGGUCACAGCCACUCCCCCAUCCAGCGACCAGCCAAUCAUCGCACAGGAUGCUGUCGAUGCUCCGCUACUCAGCGACUUCUCGGCCGACCUGCUCGGACUCGAUGUCGAGUCGUGGAGUCUGGCGGUUUGUCCGGAGUUCUGUCGACUACACGAGAGGCACACGGUCAAACGGCAGGAUGUUAUUUACGAGCUGAUGCAGACGGAGCUGCACCACAUCCAAACCCUGACGGUCAUGUCCGAGGUGUUCCGGAGAGGGAUGGUAGAGGAGCUGCAGCUCGACUGGGAGUGCGUGGCUCGAAUCUUCCCGUGCUUGGAUCCCUUGCUCCUCUUUCACAAGAACCUCUUCGGAGCACUGCAGGAACGCCGGCAGGCCGAAUCCCAACCCGAGAACCACCGGAACUAUCUCAUCCACCAGAUUGGAGACAUCCUGCUUCAGCAGUUCUCAGAUGAAAAUGCUGAGAAGAUGAAGCAGGUGUACGGUGAGUUCUGCAGUCACCACACUGAGGCUGUCAAUGUCUUCAAAGAGCUGCAGCAGCAGAACAAGAAGCUCCAGAACUUUGUCAGACAACAGAGCAACAACUCUCUGGUCCGACGGAGGGAGGUGCCUGAAUUCAUCCUGCUGGUCACUCAGCGCAUCACCAAGUAUCCAGUGCUGCUGGAGAGGAUAUUACAUUACACUCAGGAGGGAAGUCAGGAACACGCUGACCUGUCGCGUGCCCUGGUUCAGAUCCGUGACAUCAUCGCCGCCGUGGACCUGACUGUGAAUACGUACGAGAGGUGGCAGGAGCUGCAGGAAGUCAUGGCCCGGCUGGAGAACAAGAGCUUUGCCAAGCUGAAGAACGACAAAGUGUUUCGCAAACAGGACCUGCUCAACAAACACAGGGUUCUGCAGCACAAAGGGCUGGUCUUCUGGAAGACUGCCACAGGACGUCUGAAAGACACUCUGGCACUGCUGCUCACAGACGUCGUGGUUUUCCUACAAGAGAAAGACCAGCGCUUCAUAUUUGCUGCUGUUGACCAGAAGCCUCCAGUGAUUCCUCUGCAGAAGCUCAUCGUCAGAGAAGUGGCCAACGAGGAGAGAGGGAUGUUCCUUAUCUCCGCCUCCGCGGUGGGACCAGAGAUGUAUGAAGUUCACACCACCACCAGAGAGGAGAGGAAUGCGUGGAUGAGACACAUUCGACAAGCUGUAGAGAGGUGUCCUGAGGAAGAGGAGGAGGAGGAUCGAAGUGCCGAGUCAGAGGAGGUGAGGCGAGCUGCAGAGGCGAGGGGCCAGAAGAUCACCAAGUUCCAAGAGAAUCUGUUGGGUCAGGAUCAGCAGAUCUGCACCAGCCUAGAGGAGAAGCUGCAUCUGUACGCUGAGCUCACCGAGUUAACCCUCCACUCCCCAGAAGCUGUGCCACAUCGCCACCUGCUGGUUCAAGCGGACACAGACAGUGAGACGCUGCCAGAGGCGUCCUCACUGCUCACAGCCGCACUCAGAGAAGCAGAGAACCUGGUCAACAUUCUCCAGGCUCGAGACGGCGUCCCCGUCCGAACUCCCAGCUCUCCUGUCCGAGGACCCGAGUGCUGCAGCUACAACAGUCACGGCAGCAGCAUCCAGGAGUCUCCCUCUGAACCCGAUUAUCUCAGCACGCUCAGCAUGAGCUCCACGUCUCUCGGAUCGGACUCGGAGCUGACGGGGCUGGACGGUGUGCUGUGGAGCUCUGCCGUGGAGCUGAGGAGAGGAGACAACAAAGGGACCAUGUUAAAGGUGGCAGAGAGCGUGCAGAGCCUGACUCAGCUCCUCUACAGUCUGCAGGCUGCUGUGACGCUUCAGGACAGCUGCUAUGAAGUCCAGAAAGUCCUCCUCCAGGAGGGAGAGAGACCUCAGCUCCGAACCCUCUCCUCUCUCCAAAACUGUCUGGAGCAGGAGAAGCAGAGGAGCCUCGACAAGAAGAAAGAGGAAGUGGAAAAGAAGGGAUCAGAGAGGAAGAAAGAGGAGGUGGAUGAGGUGCAGAAGCUCCACCUGAGGCUGAAACAGGAGCAGCAGCGAUGGGACAGAGAGUGUCUGGUCAGAGAGAAGCAGCAGAGUGAGCAGGAGAGCGUCCUGGAGCAGCGAGAGCAGCAGUGCCUCCUGGAGGCGGAGCGUCUCCGCUGUGAGCGUGAGGAGCUGGAGGCGCAGCUGCUGGAGUAUCAGCAGAACCUGGAAAGACUGAGGGAGGGCCAGAGGAGUGUGGAGAGGGAGAAGGAGCAGAUUGAGAACCAGCAGAAGAUUCUCCAGAGCUGGAAACACAGCCGCCAGAGCAGCUUGCCUGUAACAAUACCACUGGAUGGAUUCAAGGUGUCCAACCACAGCCGCACAGGAAGUCUGGAUGGCAGCUCUUCGGUUUACGAGAACGAGGCGGCCCUGCUCGCCUCUCUCCAGCAGAAACACCCCCUCCAGCCCGGGAACAACAACCAGUGUCUGCACUCCACGUCCAGGAAGAACCAAGAUGGCCCCCCAAGCUCCAGCUACACCGCCAGCCUGGGCCUCAGCGCCAGCCUCUACAACAGCCUGAACGCCCUGCUGAGUCAGGCUCACAGCAAACAGCCUCCAGGCGGCCUGACCUUCCCAAACUGCAGUAACAGCCACAGCUGCCCCCUGAACGACUCGGUCCACCCGUUCAGCGGCAGGGUCACCGCGCAGCCGCAGAGGAGCAGCAACACAGACUUCAGCCCACCGCUGGACAGGGGAUCCCUGGGUCCCUGGAGGUUUGAGGUCACAGGUCACGGACUUUGCGAGGACUACUCCUCCUCCCCCUCUCUUACCCCACUCCUCCCCCCGCAGGCUUACCUCUCCCUAGAGGGACCGAACGGGGAGGAAGGAGGUGAGGAGAACGUUGUUUAUCUCUGAGAAACCAUCCGAGCUUCCUGACGUAUAACUGGACCAACAGAAUUGUACUUGUUGCUUAUAUGUGUUUGUGAAUGUUUGCAUUUGCAUCCGUCUGAAUGUGACUGAUGCAGAGUUUAUGUUUAAAAACCUGUAUAAUCGCAUAAGGGAAUAGUUGCAAGGAGGGAGUAUAUGCCGAAAUACUGUGUGUGCCUUUAUCAGCGUAUAUCCGCCAUUAUUCCUCCUCUUCCUGCAGUGUGGUCAAGCCAUUGUGCCUUUUUGCAAAGAAGCUCUUUGUAAAUCAGCUCUUAUACUUUCACUGCCUGUGUUUUCACUUCUGUCACGAUUCGUUUUUUUUUUUUAUAUCUGUCGGACACGUUGGAUGACCGGCACACCUUCGUGCUACAGUCACUGGGACCUGAGGCGUUAGGACACGUGGACAGAAGUUGUGCUGUGUUUUCCCGGGAGCACUUAAAAGAAACUAUUUGAGAAGUUAAUUAUUAUUUGAGUCUAUUUAGAGAGUGCAAAUAUUUCUCCACAUCACCUUUUAAUAAUAUUUAUGAGGGAUUAUGAGCAUCUGAAAGUAAAUAAAUAUACUGACAUUAUUGUAUAAAAAUCUGAUAUAUGUAUAGUUUUAUGGAAAGGCUACCUAUGCACACUACUCUGGAAGAGCAACUCCAUUUUUCUCACACAAGUGCCAAAAAAAUCUUUAUCUAUCUGAUACUGUAAUUGAUUUCUGUAAAAAACAAACAAAAAAAGGCUGUAUUUUUUCUGUUAAUCUCCUUUUCUGAUUAUUUAUUGUGUGUAAAUUGCUUCAUGCACUGUCAACAGUAAUAAUAUGUGCGUUUGAUAUGUAUUCUGUUGUAAUCUCUGUAAUCACAAAUUGUGAUGUGCCAUAUUAAUAUUGUGCUGUACAUAAAACUACUGUGGAAAUCAUCAGCUUUUAGUGUGUUUUGCUUUGUGUCAAACAAAAACAAGAACAUCAGCUUGAAAUUUGUACAAUCACAGGUUUUGAUGUGACAUUAAAAUGUGAUAUAAUGAU
Messenger RNA from Platichthys flesus (European flounder), 6720 nucleotides. RefSeq names its product rho guanine nucleotide exchange factor 28-like. The transcript has 40 exons. The coding region runs from base 141 to 5702 and encodes 1853 amino acids. Gene Ontology annotation, molecular function: guanyl-nucleotide exchange factor activity. Gene Ontology annotation, biological process: regulation of Rho protein signal transduction. NCBI's taxonomy places the organism in Eukaryota, Metazoa, Chordata, Actinopteri, Pleuronectiformes, Pleuronectidae. The record is from RefSeq and is a predicted model, not a curated record.